CUUAAGCAUAGUGAUUUGGAGGAACAGAUCAAUCCUACCUUCCGAAGAACAAUUACAAACUUUGAAUCGGAGGAAGGUCCGAAGAGUCACAACAAAUUGCACCUGCUUAACGGUGUGGUUGUACCCUGUCUCCUCCACAUGAUGGGUAUUCUGUUUUUCCUCCAGAUUCCACAUGCAGUUGGGGAGACUGGCUGGUUAGCGACCUUUCUAAUGUUUAUUGUGGGAGAAUCCAUGGCGCUCUUCACUGCCAUGUCGCUGAGUGCUCUUUGUACCAAUGGAAAGAUGCGAGCUGGAGGUGCAUAUUACAUGAUUAGUCGCUCUCUGGGACCGGAGUUUGGAGGAGCGAUGGCAUGUCUGUUUUUCACCGCGUACGUCGUUGGGAGUACGUUCCACAUUUCUGGUUUGCGUUCGGUACUGGUGUAA
Messenger RNA from Blastocystis hominis, 423 nucleotides. RefSeq lists its product as hypothetical. NCBI's taxonomy places the organism in Eukaryota, Bigyra, Opalinata, Blastocystidae. The coding region runs from base 142 to 423 and encodes 93 amino acids. Gene Ontology annotation, molecular function: potassium:chloride symporter activity. The record is from RefSeq and is a predicted model, not a curated record. Gene Ontology annotation, biological process: cell volume homeostasis; potassium ion import across plasma membrane; chloride ion homeostasis. The transcript has 2 exons. Gene Ontology annotation, cellular component: membrane.